Molecule: messenger RNA, 7374 nt
Organism: Cylas formicarius (sweet potato weevil)
Lineage: Eukaryota; Metazoa; Arthropoda; Insecta; Coleoptera; Brentidae
Product: zinc finger SWIM domain-containing protein 4-like
Exons: 20
Coding region: 163-3873 (1236 amino acids)
Cellular component (GO): Cul2-RING ubiquitin ligase complex
Molecular function (GO): zinc ion binding
Source: RefSeq, a predicted model, not a curated record
AUAAUCAGCUGGCAGAUCGGCUCGAAGCUAAGGACAGAACGGUGUUGCCAACACGGCAACGCUGCUCAGCGUACGCGCCCUCUGCAAGCAUCGCCUAGCAAUACUCAUUGCGGUCGACCAGCCCGUCCUCCUCAGUUAGUCAGUGACGAGAUUUCGCGGUCGAUGGCAAUUGUUGUCGCGACGUGCAGGCGUCCUGGCGGCGCCCUACCGCCGUGCUGUGCCCCCCAGCUUCAGGUGUCCCUUGUUGUGCCUCCCGUCCGAAAUCCGGACACGCUCUUGGAUGUAACAGCUAAAAAAGUCGCGGAAACAAUCCCCUUCGCGAAAAUCGAAGAACGAUACGAUCGGAUCCCGGAACCGGUACAACGAAGGAUUGUAUUUUGGUCGUUUCCCAGAAAUGAGCGAGACAUUUGUAUGUAUUCCAGUUUAUCGCGAGUUCAUGUGAAUAGCGAACCUCAAAAUCUUGCUUUUUGCAAAGGUUUAAAACUACUAGAAACGGGUUGUGUGGAUAAUGUGCUCCAAGUUGGUUUUCACUUGAGCGGUAUCGUGACAGCUGUUCGAACCUCACCACCAACCACAUUACCUUGCGGCGCCCCCGAACCCCCUCACAAAUAUAAAGUUUCAGUGAGUUUUGAUAGGUGCAAGAUUACGUCAGUGACAUGCACGUGUGAAACUCGCGACAUAUUUUGGUGUCAACAUGUGGUCGCUUUAUCUCUUUACCGAAUACGAAAUGCUGAAAGCGUCAGACUCAGAGUUCCUAUCUCCGAAACCCUGCUGCAAAUGGAUCGCCAGCAACUUCAAAAGUUUAUACAGUACCUGAUAGCAGAACAUCACACAGAAGUUUUGCCGACUGCACAGAAGUUAGCUGAUGAAAUUUUGCAACAGCGAAGCGAAAUCAAUCAAAUUGCUGGCGCUCCAGAUCCUACUGCGGGUGCUGCAGCUGAUGAUGUUCAUUCGUGGCACUUAGAUGAAAGUCAAGUGUGCGAACAAGUAAGGUCUUAUUUAGCCCAAGGAGCAUACUAUAAUGCAAACAAGCAAUUGAACUCACUCUUUUCCAAGGUUCGAGAAAUGCUGCGAGCUCAAGAUUCUAAUGGGGCCCGCAUGCUUACGCUAAUCACUGAACAGUUUCUAAGUGACCCUCGAUUACAAAUGUGGAAAAAUCAGGGGACGUCGAUGACCGAUAAAUGUAGACAACUUUGGGAUCAAUUAGGUUCGCUGUGGGUCUCGAUAGUGCUAAGCCCAGGAUGUACUUUUCAUGAAAAAGCACAAUGGAAAAUACUUUUAGAGAAAUGGAGUAAUAUAGACGUGUGCCCUCCAGAAGAUCCAGAUUUCAAAGUGCAACAAACCAACGGACAUCGAGAUUCGUAUCGCGAUAGGGAUCGUCACUACUAUGAGCGAGAUCGAGACAGAUACGCAGAUCGCGAGAGGGACAGAAGAGAUAGGCGGGAUCGUGACAGAGAGAGAGAAAGAGAUAGAAAUAGGAUUAACAAUGAAUCGUCUGAUAGUUCAAAUUCUGAUGAUGAUGAUGAUGAGGCUCCAAGUUAUAGCCAAAGAGGAAGCAAGAGACUGAAACUCUCAGGAAACCAUUCUAAGUCAUUGAAUAAGCCAGUGUUACCAAGAACAAUUUUUCAUAGAGCUUUAGAUGCUGUAAGUAUGUCGUGGGACAACAUGCACCUGAAGAAUAUUUUAUCUAGUGAUACUUACUGUUCGCACGUUCCAGACAUUUCCAAUUCUAGUGGUAGUUUUAAUUCUCAGGGACAACCUUUGUGGCAUGAACCUGUUCCACUUUGCGCUGCUCGAGUAGACUCUUUACGUUCCCACGGGCACAUGGAAGCUGCUUUACGUCUGGCAGUGUCUGUGGUUAGAACCAUGAAACAGCAACAGUUGGCAGCGCAACGUCGAUGGCACGAAAGUCAGCAGCAGCAGGCUUCUUCAUCUAACAGUUCAAAUCUAGUUAAAGCAUGCACAUCUAGAUGUCAGGGUUCCUGCAUGGGCAAUGCUUGUUCCACUAGUUUAAAUGCGCCCGCAAACACAGAUGGUUGGGUAGGGCAUCCUCUAGAUCCUAUUGGUUGUCUUUUUGAUACUUUGUCGGAUGCUUCCAUAAUUCCAGACGAUCAAAGACCGAGGACGCCCAGUUAUCUAGAUUUGAUAGGAAUGGAAGAUCAACACGGUAACAUCAGACCUCGUUAUCAUCAUGUACCUGUUGUUGGAACACGUGAUCGUUCUGAGACAUAUUUAACUCUAGCUUUUGAAGUAGCUCUGAUUGGACUGGGCCAGCAGAGACUGAUGCCAGUUGGUUUAUAUGCCCAGGAGAAAUCUUGUAAACAAGAAGAUCGAUUAAUAGCUAAAUUGCAGGAUAUUGAAUUGGAUAAUAGUUUGGUUGCAGUUCUGAGAAGGCAAGCCAUAAUUUUACUAGAAGGCGGCCCUACGAGCGGUUUAGGGAUUGGCAUUCAUCCAGAAUCGAUUCCCAUGCAUACAUUUGCCAGGUUUCUGUUCCUUUCUCUCCUUAACUAUUACCCUGAUUUGGCGUAUGAAGUAGGCCUCCGAGCAAUGCGAUUGCCUCUUUUAGAAGAACAUGAAGACUCUGACGACCCUAUAGGAGGAGGGAGUAGUGGAGGUUCCCUAGCAUUGGGUCGGUCACCUCGAUGGUACACUCUAGGCCAUAUUGAAAGUCAACAGUGUGCUCUUAGUUCCACUAUGCUUAGUGCCGCUAAAGGAGAAGUAAUGAGACUAAGAACUAUCCUAGAGUCAUCGCAAAGGCACAUCCAUAGUUCUUCUCAUUUGUUUAAAUUGGCACAAGAUGCUUUUCGUUUUGCGACACCCGAAAGUGGACCUCGACAUCCCACACUCUUGAGUGUUGCAUUUGAGUUGGGACUGCAAGUGAUGAGAAUGACAUUAUCAUCUUUAAACUGGCGAAGACGUGAAAUGGUUAGGUGGCUCGUGACUUGCGCAACAGAAGUAGGCGCAGACGCUUUAAUGUCGAUCAUGCAAAAUUGGUACCAGUUUUUUACGGCGACAGAAGCCACUGGACCAGUAGCAACAACAAUAAUGUCUCAUAGCACUAUUGUGCGGCUAAAUUUGGGAUUUGCUCAGCAAGAGGAACUUUCGGGAUGCGCGAGAACGUUGGCCCUACAAUGUGCAACAAAGGAUCCGCCUAAUUGUGCCUUAAAUGCUCUUACUCUUUGUGAAAAUGAAGCACUGGCUUUUGAAACAGCUUACCAGAUCGUGGUUGAUGCAGCCUCUCACAUUAUGACUUCAUCACAACUAUUUACAAUUGCUCGCUAUAUGGAACAUAGGGGAUAUCCAACAAGAGCUUAUAAACUAGCUAUGUUGGCAAUGAAAAACGUACAUCUGGCCUAUAACCAAGACACUCACCCAGCGAUAAACGAUAUUCACUGGGCUUGCGCAUUGAGUCAUUCUUUGGGAAAGAAUGAAUUGAGCAAUAUGAUUCCCCUGUUGGUAAAAAAUGUACAGUGCGCGACUGUUUUGUCCGACAUAUUGAGGAGAUGCAGUAUGACAGCUCCCGGUAUUUCAUGCCCUCACCCAACUUCAUUAGAUUCUGGUAAACAUCAGUCACAUCAACAUAGAAGUAGAAGCUGUACUUCAGCUAUUAAACCCUUGUCAUACGAUCGUCCCCCGCUGCGACAGCUUUUGGAGGCUGCGGUUGCAGCUUACAUAAACACCACUCAUUCAAGAUUGACUCACAUUUCGCCAAGACAUUAUGGCGACUUUAUAGAUUUCCUCACAAAAGCCAGGGACACCUUCAUUUUAGCCCACGAUGGUCACGCCCAAUUUACACAGUUGAUUGAGAAUAUGAAGGUGGCAUAUAAAGGCAAGAAGAAAUUGAUGUUUCUUGUUAAAGAAAGAUUUGGCUGAUGACAGUUAAAGAGGUGUUGCGUGAAUCAGCCGCCUCUUUGUUGUAGAAGAUCGUAGGUAAUCCCACUUCUUGUAAUCAAUUACUUUAAAAAAUGAUAUACCAUUUUGUAAUAGUUUUUGCACAUUAGUUUUUUUUCAUCGAUUUUGUUCACAUUAACAUAUUUAUUCAUAAUUUUGUCUGGUUACACUCAAUGUGGAAUUGCACAAAGUUGGCAGUUGAUAAACUGAGGACAAUAAAUAUGAAUAAGACAAUCAAAUUAUUUUAUCAUUCUUAAUGUGAAGAAUUUUAAUUGAUAAAUGUAUCGUCCCAAAAGUGUGUACUAUUACGAAUGGUUAAGCAGUUUACAAUUAGUGGGAGGUUUCGUUUGUGACAAAUUUUCACAUUGCAUUUUUGUUAGACUGAUAUCCAGUUGCCUACUUAGUGAUAGAAUGUCGCGAAUUUCUCUCGUAGCCGUUUUAAUCAUAUACUAUGCAACUUCGAUCUCAUAAAUUUAUUGUUUUUAUACAAGUAUUAUUUUUAAGUAACUUAAUGUUUUUUUUUUGUUUUUUGAAGUUUUUUUGUUGUAUUACCAAAGAUUGUUGACUGUAUUAUAGUAUUUGUGUACAUACAUCACGCCGUAGUUGUAAGUACUAAUUGUGUGAAACUGGCAAAUUAACUAAGUAUUGUAUAAAUCAGUUGCCUUACCAGCCAGCACCUAUAUAUUGUUGGGUUGGUAAGGUAAUAAAAGGACUAAUGCUUCCUUUAAAAUCAUACUAUUAAGUACAAAUAAACCUUGCGAAUAGUACAUCUUUCACAGUACUGUUUGUUUCAAAUGCUACCUCCAGACGUGGUGACCAUGCAUAUAAAGCUGGAAGUUAUUUCUAAUCCAACUGUCAAUCAAUAAACUUGUUUGAUAGAUUCAAAAAAAAAUACUGCUUCAAAGCUUCAAUAUUACUUUUUUGAAAUCUCACCUCAAUUUUUUUGGUAUUAACACCUAUAUUAUUUUAUUGUUUCAUAUUUUCAGAAAAUUUUGGUAUAAAUUUUCGUAAAGCCGAUUAUAAAAUCGUUUUUGCACCAUAAUUGGUUACUUUUACUUUGCAUUAGGGAAGGUUUAAAAAGGAGGAGAUAAGUCGCAAUGUUGACAUCAUCCACUUUGUAUUGAAGUUUUGUUAAGUCUAGAGGCCACAUGUUCUAUGCGGAACAUGAAAUCUCAUGAGAUUAAAUUUAAGUUUUUAAAAAUUCAUAAUUAAUUAUCUUGAUAUUUAUAAAUAUUUGUCAAAACUAAGGAAAUAUAUUUUUAUAUGCUACACAGUAAAUGUUAUUGCAAUUGUGCCAGGUGCCGCUCAAUUUUGAUUUUUUUAUCUCGGACUAAAACAAUACAUUCUAUUUCUAAUGUGUAUUUAAGAAUUUGUUUUUGGCAACCUUUCGCAUAAACUAAACUUUUUUUGUAGAAAAUGACUGACUGAUCAUCAUCAUCGAAAACUUGGAACUGGUGUAACAUUUUGAAACAGUGCAUUAUCGAUGUAUCUCCUUCUUACACACCUCCAUCAUUGACAUACUUUGUAACAUUCUGAUUGUAACACAUCUGUUGAACUCAUGGCUUUUGGUGUGGGUUGAAAAUUGUGCAAUUUAGUCGCAGCUCGUUAAAAUAUUGAAAAAGGUGAUAUUGGAUCCAACCCAAAGUACUUCGGGGCUGAAUCCUUGUAAGGUUUGUGGGCUAACUCAGUAUAUGUAUGUCGAUUUUUAUUUAUUUAUAUAAAUAUACAUCAUGUGGUUUUAGAAGGCGUUGCAAAUUUAUUCCUUUUCGGAGUUAUUUAUUUGCACUGAUUUGUUUAAUUUAAUUCAAUUUAAUUGACUUUAAUAUAUUAUUUAAGACACCCCAUAAUAUCAAAUAAUGUGUCUGCUGUUUUAUCUAAAUUUGCAAAAUUUAUUUUUACUUUCUUUUUUAAGGCAUCAAAAACUAAUUUUUAUUUUAUUGUCUAUUUACUUUAUUUAUUUUAGUAUUGUAAAUCUUUAUUAAACGAAAUUCUGUUUACCUCUUUCCAUAAAAAAAAUCUGUCGCUUAACUGCCUUAUAAAAAAAAACGUUAUACAUUGUAUUGUUUCCAAAUUUAAGACUUAAACAUUCCAUAUAAUUUGGUUCAUAAUUUCAUGGCGGGGUAAUAGCAAAAUGCCAUUUCUUCCAUUUGCAGCAUUGAUAAAUACUGUAAUGUUGCUUCUGAAUAACCCUUUAUUCAUAUUUUAAUUACUGCAUAAAUUUUAUAUUAGAAAUGUAAUAUAAUUAAACUUAAAAAAGUGAACGCUUAUAAGGAUCUUUAAGUGGUAGUGUUUUGUGCAAAACAGACUGCAAUAUUUUAAGAUGUUAGUUAAGAUAUCAGCCAGUAAUAUUUUUAAGAUAAAAGAAUUUUUACAUACUAGACAUAUUUUUAUCUGUGAUUUUUGUAUCUUUUGUUUUAGAAUCAUGUUACAGUUACAUAGAGUUUUUACUUAUUUCCUUCCUUUUUGAAAAAAUAUUGUUUAAUUUAGCCAUUAUUGGAUAUUAUUGGAUUGGUAUAUAAGCAUUUUUUUUUGUAGAACUUUUUUUUAUUCAUUUAUAAUUGGAAUAUUUAUAAAAUAUAAAACUUUGUAAGACUGUUUAAAAAUUUGCGAUUAAACAUUAUACAAUUUUACUGCAACUAAAAAAGAAUCUACGAAACUAAACUUCUGUUUUUAAUUUGAAGUUCUUCCCCGCACUCUAUGUAACUGUGGUUUUGUGCCACAUAAUUAACAAAAACUUGUAAUUAUAUAUUUCUGAGCCAAAAGAGCUAACAACAUUUUUAUUUCAUAAAUACUCGCUUUUGGCAACAACGUUUUAUCGCAAAACUAACCAAGUUGACAGUUUGAUAGUAUUGGGUUAGUUGCAGUGCUGAAAAUUCAUGCAUCAGUUUUGUUAAUUUUUUUGUUUGAUUUGCCAAGAAACUCUCAAAACUUUAGAUUUUUGUAAAAGUUAUAAUUGCGCUUAACUUUUGAGUUUUGAGAGUUGCACUGGCCAUUGUACAUAUAUCUAGAACAAGAAGUGUAAAUAUUGCCAAAACGGUAAAUGAUGGAAAGAAAUUUGUUAAUAAAACAAGCAAUCUGUAUGUGUAUCAAUAAUUUAUGGAUUAUUUUUAUGAUAAAAAAAGUAAAAAGUAUUUGUAAUUCACACUUUUUUAUUUAAAACUUAAAACUCGUGCACAAAGACACCAAUACAUUGAACAUAAGCUCCCACCCUCACCCCCUGUAGAUGAUUAAGGUGAAUUCUUAAAUGAAAAUCCCCAUUUUUUCGUGAGGUUUCUCAUUUCAAAUGUUCUUUUAUUCUCCAACGGUAAAUAGUAUUUUUACAUAUGUCAAAAAAUUUCAAGGAAACAUUAAAUAUGUAAAACUACGAAUCGAACUUUAUUCUUAUUUCGGACGAAAGGUGUAGAAACAAAUAUAUCCCAUCAUCAUCUAAAAGUUUCUAAAAUUGUAUUUUACAUUUGUAACACUACACGAAACAACAAUGCA